Microcebus murinus (gray mouse lemur) is the source of this 1271-nucleotide messenger RNA. Its product is annotated as tryptase alpha/beta-1-like. The record is from RefSeq and is a predicted model, not a curated record. Gene Ontology annotation, molecular function: serine-type endopeptidase activity. Gene Ontology annotation, biological process: proteolysis. NCBI's taxonomy places the organism in Eukaryota, Metazoa, Chordata, Mammalia, Primates, Cheirogaleidae.
GGGGGCAGGUGCUGGCCUCUCGUGCUGUGGCCCUCGGUCCUCUGCUCCUCCCUCUGCAGGUGCAGCUCCGAUCCCGAGAUCACAAGGGGCCACACAGACGGCAGCGGCGGUGGUGGCCGAGGGAGUCCUCUGAGCAGCGGGGUCUGACAUGGGGUGUGGGGACGGCAGGGUCCCCUCCUGGCCUAGCAGACGUGGGCCCUGGGUCUGAGUCACCCACUUCCUCCACGUCUGCCCUGGAGGGUGGAGCCCUGACCCCAUCCGGGUCUGGAGGGAUAAAAGGGGAGGGGAGAGCCUGCUGGGUAGAGAGGGACAGGGACAGACCAGGAUGCUGAGCCUGCUGGUGUUGGCGCUGCCCGUCCUGGGGAGCCUGGUCCAUGCGGCCCCUGCCCCAGGAGAGGCCCUGGAGCGAGCAGGGAUCGUGGGGGGCCAGGAGGCCUCUGUGAGCAUCUGGCCCUGGCAGGUGAGCCUGAGGGCCUAUGGUCAGUUCUGGCAGCACAUCUGCGGGGGCUCCCUCAUCCACCCCCAGUGGGUGCUGACGGCGGCGCACUGCAUAGGACACCCGCGACCGGUAGUCCAGGACCCGGCAAAGUUCAGAGUGCAGCUGGGCGAGGAGUACCUCUAUUACCAAGACACGCUGGUGCCCGUCAGCAGGAUCUUCCUCCACCCCAACUACUACAUCGCCGAGGCCGGGGCCGACAUCGCCCUGCUGGAACUGGGGUUCCCCGUGAACCUCUCCAGCCACAUCCACACGGUCACCCUGCCCCCGGCCUCAGAGACCUUCCCCCCGGGGACACGGUGCUGGGUGACAGGCUGGGGUGACGUGGAAGAGGGCGAGCACCUGCCACCACCGUAUCACCUGAAGGAGGUGGAAGUCCCCAUAGUGGCAAACGACGUCUGUGACGCCCAGUACCACGUUGGCCUCUACACAGCGGACAGCGUUCGCAUCGUCCGGGACAACAUGCUGUGUGCCGGGACCAAAGUUAAAGACUCCUGCCAGGGCGACUCCGGAGGGCCCCUGGCCUGCAAGGUGAAGGGCACCUGGCUGCUGGCCGGCGUGGUCAGCUGGGGCGACGGCUGCGCUCGGCCCAGCCGACCCGGCAUUUACACCCGAGUCACCUCCUACUUGGACUGGAUCCACCACUACGUCCCCAGGAAGACCUGAGCCAGGUCCCCAGAGCUGCCACCGGGUCAGUGAGGAAGCCCCACCCUCCUGUCCCCAACACUGCUGCCUCCUACCCAGGAGGGGUCCAGCACCGCUUCCCCGUCCUCGG